Molecule: messenger RNA, 3205 nt
Organism: Clupea harengus (Atlantic herring)
Lineage: Eukaryota; Metazoa; Chordata; Actinopteri; Clupeiformes; Clupeidae
Gene: fsta
Product: follistatin a
Exons: 6
Coding region: 325-1287 (320 amino acids)
Biological process (GO): regulation of BMP signaling pathway; multicellular organism development; negative regulation of activin receptor signaling pathway
Cellular component (GO): extracellular region
Molecular function (GO): activin binding; protein binding
Source: RefSeq, a predicted model, not a curated record
CUUUGGAAUCGUCUGUAGUCUCUUCACAGACUGCGAACUCCCCGCGGACUACGCUGGUGCCCACAAGGUUCGGGAGAAAGUUCGUAGCCUACUAGAGUUUGGUAAGAUGUCACCUGAUGGGGAUAGAACGAACUUCCAACAAACUCUUUCUCUCCACCCCCACUGAGGAGACCGCCCACCCCAGACAGUUGGCCCUAGACCCCUUCUAGACUUAAAAAGAGGUUGCAUUCAGAGACAGGCAUUCAUUCAGCACCGACACCCGUCUAAGUACAUUACUUUUUGCGCUGCUUGUUUCAGCAGACAUUAUUUCACUUUGCCCUCACCAUGUUAAGGAUGCUAAGGAGACACCAGAUCCACCCGGGUAUGAUUUUAAUACUGAUCUGGCUUUGUCAUUUCAUUGAGGACCAGAAGGUGCAAGCUGGCAACUGCUGGCUGCAGCAAGGGAAAAACGGAAGGUGCCAGGUUCUCUACAUGCCUGGGAUGAGCAGAGAGGAAUGUUGUAGGAGUGGUAGGCUCGGAACGUCCUGGACAGAGGAGGAUGUUCCCAACAGCACGCUGUUCAGGUGGAUGAUCUUCAACGGCGGGGCUCCCAACUGCAUACCUUGUAAAGAGACGUGUGACAACGUAGACUGUGGCCCCGGGAAGAGAUGCAAGAUGAACCGCAGGAGCAAGCCACGCUGCGUCUGUGCCCCAGAUUGCUCUAACGUCACUUGGAAAGGGCCUGUGUGUGGCUCGGAUGGGAAAACCUACCGCGAUGAGUGCGCCCUGCUGAAAUCGAAGUGUAAAGGCCACCCGGACCUGGACGUCCAGUACCAGGGCAAAUGCAAGAAGACGUGUCGUGACGUGCUUUGCCCGGGCAGCUCCACCUGUGUGGUAGACCAGACCAACAACGCCUACUGUGUGACCUGCAACCGCAUCUGCCCCGAGGUCACCAACCCGGAGCAGUACCUGUGCGGCAACGACGGCAUCAUUUACGCCAGCGCCUGCCACCUGCGGAGGGCCACCUGUCUUCUGGGCCGCUCCAUCGGCGUGGCCUAUGAGGGCAAGUGCAUCAAAGCGAAGUCGUGCGACGACAUUCAGUGCAGCGCGGGCAAGAAGUGUUUGUGGGAUGCCCGCAUGGGCCGGGGCCGCUGUGCCAACUGCGAAGAGGCGUGCCCGGACAGCCGCUCAGAGGAGGCGGUUUGCGCCAGCGACAACACCACCUACCCCAGCGAGUGUGCCAUGAAGCAGGCCGCGUGCGCACAGGGUGUCCUCCUGGAGGUUAAGCACUCGGGAUCUUGCAAUUAGAAAUACCUCAGAAGCUGUGCCACCACUUGACCUCCCCCAUCUAACCCCCUCGCCCACCUUGCUGCAAAGGUCAAAGCGCCAAGCCUCCCGCAACCCUGUCGUAGUAAUUGUACAUCUGGAGCAAAGGAUCUAGAGAGCGAAACUGAAAAAAAGAGAGGCAUGUUCCUAGAACCCAAAGAGCACAUUUUGUCCUCUUUCAGGAACCUGCCAAAAAGAAAUGGAAGAAAAAAAAAACAGACCUGGGCCAUUCAGCCUCCAUAUCACCCCUCUCUCUCCCUCAGCAUCAGGGUCGACUUCCUAGGUUAUGUAAAUUGGGUUGCGUAAUUUGGGAAUGCAGAGGCGCAUUGUUGACUGCCAAAUCGCCUAAAAAAAAAACAGCAACAAAACAAAGCUAUACUGUGGCUGCCAGAUUUUCUUCCCUUCUUAUUCAAACUUUCACUGAGAUUUCUGCGCUGUUGUGUGGUCUUGACUCAUGCAACAGCUACCAUGUAUUCUUCCAUCUAGCCAUCACAGAAGACCAGGAAGAGGAGGAGGAUGAGGACGACCAGGACUACAUGGCCUAUAUCCAUUUAUCUCCACUCCUGGAUGGAUAAAACAAAACAAAAAAUCACACAUUCACACACUUCCCAUACACAACCCUUAUCACCGCCGGCGGAUCUCUCCAUCUUGGGGCGAGGAAAAUCUGUUUAUACUGUACAUAUGUGUAUGCUUAUUUAUUUUUUAAAAGAAAAAAGGAAGUAUACAUAUAGUCCAGUCUGCUAGAUUGUUUAUUUAUGCAGUGUUUUUUUUUUUUUUUCCUUUGUUGGAUUUAUAAUUUAUACAUUUACAGUGUCUGGCUUACUAUCAAUCAUGUUUUAUUUUAAAGAUUGUGAGAGUGUAUGAAUGCUAUGUGUAUGUGUGCAUGUGUGUGUGUGAGGUUUGUGAGAAUGUGUGAAUGAGAUGUGUAUGUGUGCAUAUAUGUGUGUGUGUGUGUGUGUGUGUGAGACAGAGGGGUUUGUGAGUGUGAAUGAUAGGUGUGCAAGUGGUUGUGCAUCGUUUGUGUGAUACAUUUUUUUUCUUUUUCUUUCUUUUUUAUUAUGAAGAAAUAUAUUUGUCCAAAGAAAAGCAAUGUUAUUUAUUGUGAGGUACUAAGGUUACCAUGUAAAGUGUAUGUCAUCUGCCAGCUGUAAAUUGCAUUCCCCAUGCUGUACAAAUCUGCUUAUCACUGUCCAUUCUCUGCCACAGAUGUUUAUAUCUCUCUCACACACACUCUCUCACACACACACACACUCUCUCUCUCUUUCACACACAUACACACACAAGAAAAAUGCAUGUUAGCCUGUGUGUUUAUUUAUUGGGACUCUGUCACUCUUUAAAUGUACAUAAAUGUUACUGGUUUUGUUUACAGUUCAUUAUAGCUGACCAAAGGGACUCUCUCAAUGGUUCUGCAAAGUGGCUCAAUAUGGUGCAGCACGCCAAUAUAUAUUUCUUCUGAAAGUAAGCCCUUAAUAAAAUAGUUUAAGUAGAUGUCAAACACCAGAUAUCUUUACAACUGCAGUAUUGUCUUUUCGGUGAAAUGAUAGGAUAAAGAAAAUAGUUUAAAAUCAUACUUGAUUAUCAGAUGUGCCAUUUACAUGUGUAUGCUAUUUCAUUUUUUGCCAAUGUUCUGCUCCAUAUUGCUCUCGCAGAGCACACAGGAAUAAUGAUCCGUAGCAUUGAGUAUCGGUAUAUCACACCUAUCACCUUUCUUUGUUUAUGUGCAUUGUUUUGAAAAUGCAUUUUUUAUUUUUCAGACAUCACAAGAUAAAUACGAAAAUUCAGUUAUAAAUAUAUAGUUUUGUAUUUUUUUAUGUAAAUGUCAUAUGUAUAUACAAAGUUUGAUGGUAUUUGUACAGAUAUGAAGAGUGAAAACAAUAAUAAAAGGAAAUACAUGAAACUA